UCUUCGUCCAUCCACUCCGACCGACCUUCAAAGCGAUUGUGCGGCAGCGCGCACUCACCGUCGGUCUGAUCGCGUUCGUAUCCAUAUCUCGCCCUGUCGCCGUCUCCGUUUCUGUCCAUUGGCCCAGCGACUUCCUCGAGAAUUCGCGACGCAUGCUCCGAUGAAACCUUGAGCCGCGCAGACCAACACUUCCGACUCCUCCUAGUCACCUUCAUCGCCGCGCAACACCACGACCACCAUGGCGGAACAGACCGCCCAGUAUCUGGGCGUUAGUGCGCCGCUGUCCACCGAUUUGCCAAAGCCCCGCGACAAUGAGUUGAACGACAUGUUGAUGGCCGAGUUGAAGGCGCAGAACAAUUUCGAGUCGCAGGAAGGCUCGGAGAAGAGGAAAAAGGUCCUCGGUCUACUGCAACAGCUGGCUAUCGAGCUCGUGCAAGAGGCUGGCAAGAAGAAAGGCCUCAAUCCGGAGCUACUUAAGGAGGCUGGCGGCAAGGUCUCUGCUUAUGGCAGUUACCAGUUGGGCGUUUUCGGUCCUGGCUCAGAUAUCGACACGCUCAUGGUUGGGCCAAAGCACGUGUCGAGAGACGACUUUUUCGAACUCAUGCCAGGCAUGAUCCGCAAACGUGUUCCACCCGAGCAACUCACCGAGCUCGUGCCUGUACCUGGUAUCGCAGUGCCCAUCAUAAAGACCGAAAUCGACGGCAUCUCCAUCGAUCUGAUUUGGUGCACCCUGCACAAGGACAAAGUCCCUGUGGGCCUUUCCCUGGAUGAUACAGAACUGCUCCGAGGCCUGAGCGAGACCGAUCUCAAGUGCAUCAACGGAACCCGGGUCACAAACAAAAUCUUGUCUCUAGUGCCACAAACACGAGUCUUUCGCGUGGCCGUUCGUGCCAUCAAGAUAUGGGCACAGAAGCGUGGUCUCUACGGCAAUGUCUACGGUUACCCAGGUGGUGUCGCUUAUGCCAUGAUGGUGGCGCGAGUCUGUCAACUAUACCCCAAGGCAGCCGCUUCGUCGAUUGUCGCCAAGUUCUUCUGGGUCGUCAAGAGCUGGCAGUGGCCAUCGCCAAUAUACCUGCAGGCGCGUGAGAAAGGACCUUCGCUCAAUCAGCAGGAGUGGGACCCCAACAAGAACUUCCGUGACAAGCGACAUCUGAUGCCCGUGAUCACACCAGCAUACCCUGUCAUGAACGCCACUCACACUAUCACGCGGUCUACCAAGACUGUCAUUCUUCGCGAGCUCAACCGAGGUCACGAGAUCAUGACUGAAGUCUACGCGGGCAAGAAGCAGUGGCGCGACCUUUUCGUGAAGCAUGAGUUCUUCACCUCGGCAUACCAGCACUACAUCGUCGUCGUGACUGCAUCCAAGACCAAGGAAGAGCAGCAGGCGUGGUCUGGUCUGGUCACAUCGCGUCUUCGCUACAAACUGGUUGAAGGUAUCGAAGACAGCGCCGACAAAGUCAAGCUUGUGCAGCCUUUCAACAAGGGCAUCGAGCGACAUCACAAGUGUAAGGAUGAAGAAGAAGUUGAAAAAGUGCUAGGUGGCGGCCUCGAAGGCCUGGUUGACAAGACCACUACGACCGAAGAGACCGCAGACGUAAAGCAGCAGGCCGCCGCUGAGGGAGAUGCUGACGUCGUGAACGGGCUGGACUCAACCAGCGAGGAAGCCGAGAAGAAGGAAGACAGCAAACUGGAGCUUUGGACCACCACUUUCUAUCUCGGUAUUGAGCUCAACAAAGGCGAGAAGAACCUCGACAUUUCUUAUUCGGUUAAUGACUUCAAAACAAAUGUGACGUCCUGGCCUGGGUACAAUCCAGACGUGCAUUCGGUACAGAUCAAGUAUCAUCGAGACUAUCAGCUCCCACCGGACCUUUUCGAAGCGGGCGAGACCCGACCCGUCAAGAAGAAGAAGGCCAAGAAAGAGCCUCUCGAGAAGAAGCGGAGCUUUACAAAUGCAGGCUUGGACGUGAGUGACGAGAGUGCACGCUCUGCUAAGAGACUGGCUGGGCCUGUUACCAGCGUACGUGGAUGACGAGCUCACUGAGCUGAUUCUCGAUCUUAGGAGAACCACAAUCCUGCUAAGCGCCGUCAGUCUGCGUCUGUGAACGGAAGUGGUACACCAAUCGUCAAUGGAGCUGCUGGAUGAACAAUGGGUGGGAGCCUUUCUGCAUCUCGGCUGAGAUGCAGCAGCAUACAAUUGAUCUAACAUAACUAGCCAGUGCAGCAUUCUCGCCAGACGGGAAGCAGCUACGCAGAAGUUCACUUACUGCACCGAUCGGCGACGAGUCGCGACACCAGAUUCGCUCAAUACUUGAGCCGCUUGGACACACGCAAAGCGCAGCGACGAUUCAACGAAACAGAACGGCCUGGACGGCAUAGGAACACUCCGCGGCGAGGUAAAGUAUUCCUCUCCCAAGUCAUUGGCGAGAACUUGGACAGGAACAAGAAAAUGAUAAAAACGGACAGAGUAGGGGGCGAGCGAUCGAAUCAGACUGCGGACAGAUGACAACGACGCGACUAAUCAAGUUGAUGAAAACGAA
Molecule: messenger RNA, 2537 nt
Organism: Cercospora beticola
Lineage: Eukaryota; Fungi; Ascomycota; Dothideomycetes; Mycosphaerellales; Mycosphaerellaceae
Source: RefSeq, a predicted model, not a curated record